Diutina rugosa is the source of this 2226-nucleotide messenger RNA. RefSeq lists its product as uncharacterized. Lineage: Eukaryota; Fungi; Ascomycota; Pichiomycetes; Serinales; Debaryomycetaceae. The coding region runs from base 1 to 2226 and encodes 741 amino acids. The record is from RefSeq and is a predicted model, not a curated record. The transcript has a single exon.
AUGUCGAUAGCUGUCGGUCAAACCACCGUCAGCGAAGCACUGGCUGCCUACACGAUGGAUUCAUCGUUGAACCUCCUCGAGCCCCAGGCAUUGGUCGAACGGGCCCGAGUGCAGGUCGAUGCCAAAGACCCGGUGGUGGUCCAGCUUCUCAAACUACGGUCAGGCAUGCUGGCCUCCUCCGACAGAGAAGUGUCGCCUCAUUUAGGGAUGGAAACAUCCCUCAACGCCUACUCAGCUAAAGUCACCGAGCUCCUCAAAAAAGUGAUCGAUGACGUAAAUGACGUCGACGCCCGUGAGCGUCUCGUUCUGUUGACGACCAUCGUACCUCGGCGAGCUUCCAGCGUCUCUAAGCUGAUAUAUCCCAAUGAAACCCUAAGCAUUGUCAUCAUCGAAAACUUUGCUUUAAUUAACAGCAUUACCGCCAAGUUUGAUCCUGACACCAUGGAGUUCGCUGCCCACAUGGUACGAUUCCUUGUACGUUUAGUGUACAACUUGCGAUGCUGGGAGAUAUACCACUUGUUGCUGAUUGUUCCAGGACUUGAGGAAUUUUUAACGCUCAUCGGAUUCGAAAUUAUUCUGGCUCCAUUUGGCCCGCUUGUACGCCCUCCCGAACUUUAUCUUGAAAGAAACAUGCAAGAAGGACUCCAAUAUCCAUAUCCUUAUCCAUUCUACAACUUCCUGUUCCACGAACGUGAUGGCAAAACUGCCCGCGAUCGAAAAGUCAAACGCAUCAAAAUUGACCCUUACCCGGAUAUCACCCUUGUGCCUGAACCCGUGGCUCCAGUUUCACUGCUGGAUGAUGAUAAUCUGGCUGAUGAGUCAUACAAGUCACCUCAGAAGGUAAUCACAGGAAGACGUCCAGGACGUCCUCGGAAAGUUCAGCCACGGCCUCUGGCAUUCGGUUCUUUCGUUGCUGCUCCACCUCCUGAAGCUGGCGGACCCCCGCGGCGUAAGAAGCGUGGUCGCAAGUCUAAAGCUGAACUUGAGCAAAUCGCUCGUGAAGCUCGCGCAGCUAUGGAACGGGGCGACCGAACUGUCGAGCCUGUGGUCCAUCGCCAAUUGCGGGGAUCGCAAGUGAAUCGGCAGCCACCAGCCCAGAAGAUGUUUAUCAUCAAUCCUCAUGGCGAGCCGGGGCAAAUGGAAGUGUUUGGUGGUGGUGCUAUUGAAGAAGUUGAUGCGGCAAUAUUACUGUACGGAUCCCUGGGUCUGGAUGAAGAACCGGAGGAGAAGUACGGGGGUAACCCUCGGCCCCCUGCCGUCGUGCACCAAUGUCAUGCUCUUGAUCCCACCAGUCAAAUGAUGUGUAACAAGGUGUUCAUCGGUGCUACGGAGUUAAUGCAACAUCAGCUUCUGGUUCAUGGUUUCAAGAGAAAGGUGUAUUCGUGCCAAUAUUGCGCUGCUAGGGGGAAGGGUAAACUUUAUACCAAUAUUGACUCUUUGGCACGACACCUAGGCCGACGCCACGGACUUGGAGACAAAGAAGCCAAGACAGCGGUGGACUUGGUCAAAGCCCAAGUGGAUUCUGAAGAGACGACUCGCCCCGUGCCACCUGAAGCCUCAACUAGCUCAUUGGAAGCUGAGCCUGAUAUCUCAAACUCAGUACAGCCUCAACAACUGUCGGCGGUUCCUACGAUUUCACAAAUGCCACAAAAUAUAGAAGCAUUGCCGCCAAUGUCACAGUUUGGACCUACGCAAUUCCAAACCAAUUUUUCGCAACAACUUCAAGACAAACCCGAGGGUACUGCUCGACUGCCUCAACAACAUUAUCGCAACCCCAAUCUUCUCCAACGCAAUAGAAUUGUUGAGAUUGUUGAACUUCCCGCCAUUCAAGACGAACAGCAAUCUUCUGCUUACUUGGGUUCUCACCCCCAGAUACCCCCCACCAAUAAAAUGCAAAAUGUUGGUCUCCAGUCCCACGGACUGCCCCAACAACAAACCGCGCCACACCUUUCUCCACCAGCUGGUCAGUACAUGCCUCUUCGUGACAUGUCAGGGCGGCCAGCUCAGUUCAUUCCGAUGGCGACACUGCCGCAAUACGCACAAAUGCAACCAUACGCAAUGAUGCCGGGUCGUCCUGGUAUGAUGAUGGGCCCGCCACCCAUGCAGCAGUACAUGUGUUUACCCCCGAUCCAUGUGCCCUACGCGAUGGCAAUGCCCAUGAUGUCCAUGACUGGAGCUCUUCAACGCCCAGGUCCACCAUCUGACCCGCAAGAACCUAAGAAAUAG